This is a messenger RNA of Paraphaeosphaeria sporulosa, 2247 nucleotides long. Its product is annotated as actin-like ATPase domain-containing protein. The coding region runs from base 1 to 2247 and encodes 748 amino acids. Gene Ontology annotation, cellular component: cytoplasm; Ino80 complex. The transcript is spliced from 3 exons. Lineage: Eukaryota; Fungi; Ascomycota; Dothideomycetes; Pleosporales; Didymosphaeriaceae. The record is from RefSeq and is a predicted model, not a curated record. Gene Ontology annotation, biological process: regulation of DNA-templated transcription.
AUGGCUCCCUCUGCAACUGCAGACAUAGCGCUGCCCUCUGGCCGGAACUCGCCCAAGCCACCGCCCGCGAAGAUCUGGAGCGUCAGCGAGCCUCCGUUCGAAGGCUACAAGCCCGUAGACACCGAGGGCUAUGCGCGCAGCAACCGUGAAACAGCCAUCGUAAUCGACAAUGGCUCCUCCGCAGUCCGCGCAGGCUGGUCCUUCGACAAGAACCCCCGACUAUCGCUGCGCCCUCUCGUGGCUAAAUACCGCGAUCGAAAACUCGCCCGUACCUUUACGUUUGUCGGCUCAGAUGUAUUCAGCGAUGGCACCGCGCGAGGCCAGUCCAAGAAUGUGUACGAACCGGGCAGCAAUAUUGUGAACAACUGGGAUGUGAUGGAAGGGCUGCUUGACUACUGCUUCAUCAAACUGGGUGUGGACGGCAAGAACGGAAGCAUAGACAGGCCCAUUGUCAUGACUGAGCCUGUCGCAAACCUGGGAUACACAAGGAAGACCAUGUCCGAAAUUCUGUUUGAAUGUUACGGCGCACCCUCCGUUGCGUACGGCAUCGACUCCCUCUUCUCCUACUCGUACAACGGCGGCAAGACGGGCCUCGUAGUCGAUUCGUCAUACACCUCCACACACUUGAUUCCCGUUGUCAACUCCAAAGCUUUAUUGUCGCAGUCGACGCGGCUGAACUGGGGCCGCUUCCAAGGCGCCGAAUAUCUGCUCAAGCUCCUCCGUCUAAAAUACCCGUCGUUUCCCGGGAAAGUCAGCGACCCACAGGCCGAAGACCUCGUCCGCGACCAUUGUUAUGUCAGUCAAAACUACGAGGAAGAGUUGUCAAAAUACCUCGAAUGGACAGGGCUCGAGGAUCGGGAUCGCAUUGUUCAGUUUCCGUAUGUUGAGCAAGUCGUGGUCCAGAAAACAGAAGAAGAGCUUGCGGCAGCUGCAGAAAAGCGCAAGGAGAGCGGUAGGAGGUUGCAGGCACAGGCUGCGAAAAUGCGCCUAGAGAAGUUAAAGCGCAAAGAAGAGGAGUUCGAGUACUAUCAGCAGCUGCAGACCCAGCUCCAGGACGUCACCAAAAAGGAAGCCAAACGAAUACUAGAGUCCAACGACUUCGAUGACGAGAGCCAGCUGGAGAAGAAGGUCCGUGAGCUGGAAAAGUCAAUACGGAAAGCUAGGAACAAGGACGUAGGCGACGUCGAAGAGGAAGUGCAGGAAGAGCCCACAUUCCCGCUGCUCGACCGCCCGGACGAGGAGCUCGACGAAGAAGAGUUGAAGCAAAAGCGCCAACAGCGACUGAUGAAGUCCAAUUACGAAGCACGCUUGCGCGCAAAGGCAGAGAAAGAGCGCGAGAAGGCGCGUUUAGCAGAGGAGCAGCGGCUCGACGACGAAAGGCGUGAGCAAGAUCUUGAGGGAUGGUCCGAAGAGCGUCGCACGGCGCGACAAGCCAUCAUUCAGAAGAUCAAAGAUCGCGAUCGUCUAAAAGCCGAACUCGGCAAUAGAAAAUCCCUCGCAAACCAAAUGCGCAUGAAGUCCAUUGCAACCCUCGCCUCCGAUGCGCCAACCAAGAAACGCCGGAGAGGCGGCGCCGACGACGACACCUUCGGUGCCGACGACGCAGACUGGGGCGUCUACCGCACCAUUGCUACCGGCGAACAGUCCGACGACGAAGAGGAAGAAGACCUCGGCAAAGCCCUCAAAGACAUCGAGGCCCAGCUCCUCCAGCACGACCCCACCUUCACCGAAGAAUCCACCCGCGAGGCCCAAACCGACUGGACCAAGUCCCUCCUCCACGCCUUCCUGCACGGCCCGUACCCCUUCGACCCAGAGAGCCAGAAGGAGGCGCACCAGCUCCACCUCAACGUCGAGCGCAUCCGCGUCCCGGAAGUCGUGUUUCAGCCCUCCAUCGCUGGGCUCGACCAGGCUGGCAUUGUUGAGAUCGCGUCGAAUAUUCUCACUGAACGGCUGGCGGAUAAUCGGCACCGUGACGACGUCUUCAAGGAUAUUUUCCUGACCGGCGGCAACACGCUCUUCCAGGGCUUCGAAGAGCGCCUCGCGUCCGAGCUAAGGGCUGUGCUGCCGGCGGAGCAAGAACUCGUGGUGCGGAAGGCGGACGACGCGGUGCUGGAUGCGUGGCGGGGCGCGGCGAAGUGGGCAGGCAAGAAAGAGAAUAGGACGAAUUUCAUCACGAGAGCAGAGUUCAUGGAGAAGGGAGGGGAUUAUAUCAAGGAGCAUGAUGCUGGGAAUGGGAUGUCAUUUUAG